This is a messenger RNA of Anolis carolinensis (green anole), 1545 nucleotides long. It is a transcript of the gene dnajb11, whose product is annotated as DnaJ heat shock protein family (Hsp40) member B11. Gene Ontology annotation, cellular component: endoplasmic reticulum. The record is from RefSeq and is a predicted model, not a curated record. Lineage: Eukaryota; Metazoa; Chordata; Lepidosauria; Squamata; Anolidae. The transcript has 10 exons. Bases 132 to 1208 code for a protein of 358 amino acids. Gene Ontology annotation, molecular function: misfolded protein binding. Gene Ontology annotation, biological process: protein maturation; protein folding.
GCUGAUUGGCUGCUUGCCUGCCUGCCUGCUUUCACCGGGUUUCUCCGUCGUGCCGAUGGUGACCGGCGAGUCAAGGAGGGAGUGAGGAGGGGGCACGUGCUGAAGCCGUUUGAGGACCCUUCGGCCCCGCCAUGACUCCCAGCUCCCUCGGUGGCCUUCUCCUGCUGCUGCUGUGCCUGCUCGGGGACGCCAUCGCCGGGAGAGACUUCUACAAGAUAUUGGGUGUACCUCGCAGUGCAUCUGUUAAAGACAUUAAAAAGGCCUAUCGAAAAUUAGCCCUGCAACUUCAUCCAGAUCGGAACCCUGAUGAUCCACAAGCUCAGGAAAAGUUUCAGGAUCUUGGGGCUGCCUAUGAGGUAUUGUCAGAUGAGGAAAAGCGAAAGCAGUAUGAUGCAUAUGGGGAAGAGGGGCUAAAAGAGGGUCACCAGAGUUCCCAUGGUGACAUUUUUUCACACUUCUUUGGGGACUUUGGCUUCAUGUUUGGAGGCAAUCCUCGUCAGCAAGACAGGAACAUUCCAAGAGGAAGUGACAUCAUUGUGGAUCUAGAAGUUACACUGGAAGAGGUGUAUUCAGGAAACUUUGUAGAAGUUAUUCGAAACAAGCCAGUAGCAAGACAGGCACCAGGCAAGCGAAAAUGCAAUUGUCGGCAGGAGAUGAGAACAACCCAGUUAGGCCCAGGGCGUUUUCAGAUGACCCAGGAAGUUGUCUGUGAUGAGUGUCCCAAUGUCAAGCUUGUGAAUGAAGAGCGAACUCUAGAAGUGGAGAUCGAACCUGGGGUGAGGGAUGGCAUGGAGUAUCCAUUCAUUGGGGAAGGUGAACCACAUGUUGAUGGGGAGCCUGGGGACUUGCGCUUCCGAAUAAAAGUUCUCAAGCACCCAAUCUUUGAGCGAAGAGGGGAUGAUUUAUAUACAAAUGUGACUAUCUCCCUAGUGGAGUCUCUAGUCGGCUUUGAAAUGGAUGUUGCUCAUUUAGAUGGGCAUAAGGUCCAUGUUGCCCGGGAUAAAAUCACAAAACCUGGAGCCAAACUUUGGAAGAAAGGAGAAGGUCUUCCCAAUUUUGACAACAACAAUAUUAAAGGCUCUUUAAUAAUUACGUUUGAUGUAGAUUUUCCCAAAGAACAGCUGACAAGUGAAGAGCGGGAAGGUCUCAAACAACUUCUGAAACAAUCAUCUGUUCAGAAAGUGUACAAUGGACUUCAGGGAUAUUGAGACUUGAAGCAAAUGGACUUUAUUGAAGAUGAAUGAAAUCAGUGCUGUAAACUGCAGUCUUCUUCUGGUCAUUGUAGAACAAAAUUGAGGGCUAUUGGAGUGACUACUGUGACCUCCAUUUUUACAAAUAUUGGGGGUGAUUCUGGGACUGAUCAGAAGAUGGCAAAAGAAAUUUCCUUAUUCAGGACACAACUGGUGCUCUAAUUGGAGCAUUGUUAAGCUCCAGUGGUUGAGAGUUAUGAGGAAUUUUUUAAGAAGUACCACGUUGAAAUUCUGGUUUUAAAAUAUAUUUUGAUGUUCCUUUUUCUUGCUCUUCUGAAUGAAUGAAUUUUCAUGA